Molecule: messenger RNA, 1530 nt
Organism: Erigeron canadensis
Lineage: Eukaryota; Viridiplantae; Streptophyta; Magnoliopsida; Asterales; Asteraceae
Product: pentatricopeptide repeat-containing protein At1g07740, mitochondrial
Exons: 1
Coding region: 103-1431 (442 amino acids)
Molecular function (GO): protein binding
Source: RefSeq, a predicted model, not a curated record
UACCUGACCUGUAGGCACAGAUUUCAUAAGUUGAGUCUGUCUUCCCAACGAGCUCACAAUUCCAAAUCACAGCUUCCAUUCUUGAAAGAGACAGUCAAAAUCAUGUCCAUUCUUCACAAACCACAUUUCAAUCUCACUUUCCUUCGUCAUUUUCACAAACACAAACCCACGAAAUCCCACCUUCGGAAUCCAAUCCCAUUUAUCAAAGACCUUAAAAGCAUCGAUAACCCAGAUGAAGCUCUCACCAUUUACCACGACUAUCUUCAAACCAACCUUUUCAAACACGACUAUCCAUCUUACUCAACUCUCAUUUACAAACUGGCACGUAACAAAGAUUUUACAGCAGUAAAUUCACUUCUUUUUGACCUCCAACGUUACAAUGUCAAAUGUAAAGAACCCCUUUUCAUUGGGUUGAUUCAACAUUAUGGGAAAUGUGGUUUAGUUGAUGAAGCAGUUGAGUUGUUUCAUAAGAUACCGAGUUUUGAUUGUUACCGCUCGUUACAGUCGGUUAAUGCGGUAAUUAAUGUUUUGGUUGAGAAUGGGAGGUUGUGUGAGGGUUUAGAGGUUUUUAAAGGAUGUCCGAAAAUGGGGUUUAAGCCGAAUGUGGUUACGUUUAAUGUUGUGAUCAAAGGGUGGUUAAGAAAAGGGGAAUGGGGUGAAGCACGUAAGGUGUUUGAUGAAAUGCGUGAGAGACAAGUUGAGCCGAGUGUGGCGAGUUAUAAUUGUUUGAUUGGGUUUUGGUGUAAAAAAGGGGAGUUUGUUGAGGGGAAAAGAUUGUUUGAUGAAAUGAUUGAGAAAGGGAAGAAGCCUAAUGCGGCAACGUAUGGUUUGUUGAUGGAGGCGUUGUGUUUGGAAGGAAAGUUUAAGGAAGCGAAGAAAAUGAUGUUUGAUAUGGAGUAUCGAGGUUGUAAGGCGAGGCUAGUUAAUUACGGGGUUUUAAUGAAUGAUCUUGCGAAAAGGGGGGAGUUUGAUGAAGCCAAAGGGUUGUUACUUGAAAUGAAGAAGAGACGAAUUAGGCCCGACGUUGUAAUGUAUGAUAUACUGAUAAACUAUCUAUGCAAGGAAAGCAGAGCUGGAGAAGCUUAUAAGAUAUUGGUCGAGAUGCAGGUUAACGGGUUUGAGCCAAAUGCAGCGACCUAUAGAAUGGUAGUUGACGGUUUUUGUAGGAAUGGAGAAUUUGAGGAGGGUUUGAAGGUUUUGAACGUAAUGUUGACGAGUAGGCAUUGUGCCCGUGUGGAAACUUUUUGUAGUUUGGUUAUGGGGUUGGCUAACAAUGGCAAGAUGGACGAUGCUUUCUUUGUUAUGGAGGAAAUGGUGAAGAGACGAAUGAGCCCUGAUUUGGUGGCAUGGGAAGCAUUAGUUGCAAGCACGUGUGGUGGUGAUAGAAGCGGCAAUUUUCUUGUGGCCGAAUUCGCUACAGUAACUAAAUAGGUUCAAUGUUGUUGAUUGUUAACUCAGUCCUGAAAAUCGGGCCAAUAUUCAAGUGUUCCAGUGACCAUGUGGUUUUAAGUUUGUUCAGUCUUUGUAGAA